GGAGCGGGCUGGUGUGUUUUACACGAGCGCCCAACUUGACAGAGGGGAGUGGGGGGGGAGCUUCACAUUACUCACUCUCGAUGCCACCGGGGGAGAAAAUACACGGCGCAAGUACCCGCGGAUACAUCGUGCUCCAUGCUACCGAACACGACGGAGAGGAGCAAUGUCCGUGCAGUCGGAGACGCGCCAGCUCAAGGCGGCUGUAGCCCAGUUACUGGAGCAGCAUCUGUCCGUGCAUCUGCGGGAGAGAGACUUUGAUCCACGAGCGGGACGACACCCAAGCCGUCGUGCCUUUGACCUGGCAUUUGGACGACUGCCGCGCAGCAGAUCUCAGACCGAUGGCCCCGGCAACCCGGAGAAAAGAGCAGCCUGCCGCGGCAGCAGUAAGGUCACGGGAGGUCACGUCUCGCUGGAGAAAGAGGCGGAGAUCCUGUCCGCGUACGCCAGCUGUCUCAUAGACAGCUUGAACCUGGAGGAGGUGUUCAUGCUGUACAGGCACCGUCCCUCGGACAGCCUCACGAGAAGAGCUGCUAAGAGGGAGAUGACCCAGCUGUCCAGCCUGUCCACACGUCCACCAGCCAUGCUCAUGGCUCCAUACGCCCUGCGCUACGCCAAGCAGCGAGCAGACAAGCCGAAGAAGACGAAGACCGGAGGCCACGAGAGCAAGGGCCCCCACCUCUCGCCCGUGAAAUCGACUCCUUGCUCCGAGUCUGAUGGGCCUCCUUCCGAACCGGCAUCGGGGUCCUUGGGGGUGAAACGGGGACGUGGUACCGAAGCCCGGUCCCAGGGGACCCUUCCCAGGGGGCGCAUGACGUGACCUCCACCGUCCCCUCUCCCUGCUAUCACCCUUCCAACCCUCACCACCUUUCCCCCUCCUUUCAAUGCCACCAACCCUGUUACCCCCCUCUCCACGAUUGGUUCCAUGCAUAUUUAAAGCCUCGAGCGACCGUGGGGAAAUGUCAGACUGAUGAUGCUGAUGAUGAGUGUGGCCUUCUUGAUUUAGUCAAAAACCUAUCACUUGAUACAUCUUGUAAUCCUUGAGUUUUGAGGAGAAGAAGAAAAUAAAAUAGAUGCAAAAUGUGACCCUAAAUGAUAUUACCGUAUAGAGUGUGAACCACGAUUCUCAAUAGUUUAAUGAGAUUGUUAAUGAAUGAUGAUAAUUACGAUGAUUGUUGCAAAAUUAUGAAAAUCCAUAUAUGUGAUAAACUGUAGUUAUUCUCAUACAAGUUUGUGCAUUUAAUCUACAUUUGUGUAAUGUACAAAUGUUCCAGCUGAGACGCAAUAUUUAAAUAAAUUCAUCCUUACU
This is a messenger RNA of Lethenteron reissneri (Far Eastern brook lamprey), 1306 nucleotides long. RefSeq names its product chromosome 20 C2orf80 homolog (gene C20H2orf80). Lineage: Eukaryota; Metazoa; Chordata; Hyperoartia; Petromyzontiformes; Petromyzontidae. The record is from RefSeq and is a predicted model, not a curated record.